This is a messenger RNA of Loxodonta africana (African savanna elephant), 1355 nucleotides long. RefSeq names its product deoxyribonuclease 2, lysosomal (gene DNASE2). The record is from RefSeq and is a predicted model, not a curated record. Gene Ontology annotation, biological process: apoptotic DNA fragmentation. Gene Ontology annotation, molecular function: deoxyribonuclease II activity. The transcript is spliced from 6 exons. Bases 15 to 1091 code for a protein of 358 amino acids. NCBI's taxonomy places the organism in Eukaryota, Metazoa, Chordata, Mammalia, Proboscidea, Elephantidae.
GCAGGUUUUGUCCCAUGGACGCGCUGCGCCCAGUGCUCCUGGCGGUGCUGCUCGGGGUACCUGCCGGGGCCCUGACCUGCUACGGGGACUCUGGGCAGCCAGUGGACUGGUUCGCCGUCUACAAGCUGCCGGCCAAAAGCGGGCCUGGGGACGCGGCCGGGAGCGGGCUGAGGUACAAGUACCUGGAUGCUACCUCGGGAGGCUGGCGCGACGGUGCGGUGUUCAUCAGCAGCUCGGCAGGGGCAGUGGGCCGCAGCCUGCUGCCGCUGUAUCAGAGCAACGCCAGCCAGCUCGCCUUCCUGCUCUACAAUGACCAGCCGCCUGAGUCCAGCGGGGUUCAGGACUCUUCCAGCCGUGGACACACAAAGGGGGUGCUGCUCCUGGACCGAGAAGGGGGCUUCUGGUUGGUCCACAGCGUUCCGCGCUUCCCUCCGCCUGCCUCUUCUGCUGCAUAUAGCUGGCCCGAUAGUGCUCGAAAUUAUGGCCAGACCCUACUCUGUGUGUCUUUUUCCCUCACCCAGUUCCUGACAAUUGGGAGACAGCUGACCUACACCUAUCCCCUGGUGUAUGACCACAAGCUGGAAGGGGCCUUUGCCCAGAAAUUCCCUAACCUGGAGGAAGUGGUCAAGGGCCACCACAUUCGCCAAGGGCCCUGGAACAGCAGUGUAACACUCACAUCACAGGCAGGGGCCACCUUCCAGAGCUUUGCCAAGUUUGGAAACUUUGGAGAUGACCUGUACUCUGGCUGGUUGGCAGGAGCCCUUGGCAGCAACCUGCAGGUCCAGUUUUGGCAAAAUUCUGCUGGCAUUCUGCCCUCUAACUGCUCAGGUGCUCAGCACGUAUUGGACAUAACCGAGAUAGCCUUCCCUGGGCCAGGGGGGCCAACUUUCAGUGCCACAGAAGACCAUUCCAAGUGGUGUGUGGCCCCAAAAGGACCCUGGACCUGUGUGAGUGACAUGAACCGGAACCAGAGAGAGGAACAUCGGGGUGGGGGCACACUGUGUGCCCAGCUGCCUGCUCUCUGGAAGGCCUUCCAGCCAUUGGUAAAGGACUGGGAACGCUGUAAGGAGCCCUGGUGGCACAGGGGUUAAGUGCUUGACUGUAAACUGAAAAGUCGGCAGUUUGAACCUAUCAGCCACUCUAUAGGAAAAAGAUGUGGCAGUCUGCUUCCAUAAAGAUUACAGCCUUGGAAACUGUAUGGGGCAGUUCUACUCUGUCCUAUAGGGUUGCUGUGAGUUGGACUUGACUUGAUAACGACAAUGGGCUUUGGUUUUUGGGAACCCUGUAGGGAAUAGAACUGAGUUGUCUCACCAGGAAACCCAGCAGAGCAUAUAAGAGAUUAGGUUCAAGAACCA